Molecule: messenger RNA, 1548 nt
Organism: Metopolophium dirhodum (rose-grain aphid)
Lineage: Eukaryota; Metazoa; Arthropoda; Insecta; Hemiptera; Aphididae
Product: piggyBac transposable element-derived protein 1-like
Exons: 3
Coding region: 1-1548 (515 amino acids)
Source: RefSeq, a predicted model, not a curated record
AUGGACUACCCAUCGAUAUCCCCGGCAAUGAAUAAUGAAUCAGAAAUUCAACGAAUUUUAAGUAUACCUAUUGAACGCGACGAUGAGUUUGCUGAUAUUGGUCUAAGUGAUGACGAAAAUUUUGAAUUGCCCGAAUUAUUUGAAAAUGACGACCGCAUUUUAAAUGAAACUAUAGACGAUGCUGAGAAUAUACUGAAUAAUCCAGUGUAUUUUUCUGAAGAAAAUAUAACUAAUUUCGGUUCUUCAACGUCACAAUCCCCUAUUGUCAUUCAAAUUCCAUCAGAUGUACAAUCUUUGCCAACAGAAUCUGUUUCAACAUCUUCGUCAUUUGUUUCACAAAUACCUAUAAGUAGAAACCGUAGAUCCACAAGAAAACUAAUUGCUUCUAAUAAUUCUAAAACAAAAAAUAUACCAAAAAUAAAAAAGUUGGACCCGAUUUGGAGAAAAGGAAAUUUUUCACAGAAUCUCGAGUUUAUAAAAUUUUUUGGGGAAAAGCCAAUGCCUGACGAAAUAAAAGAAAUGAAAUCACCUAAAGAAUUUUUUUCUUAUUUUUUUGAUAACGAAUUAUUAGCACAUAUUGCCGAACAGUCUACACUUUAUAGUACUCAACAAAAUCCCGAAAAACCAAAUAAAAUAACGAUAAACGACGUACGACAUUUUUUGGGCAUAAUUACAAUGAUGUCAAUCGUCCAUCUACCAAAUACGAGGUCAUAUUGGUCAGAAAAUACUCAUAAUAAAAUAAUAAGAAAUUGCAUGAGUGUAAAUGUGUUUGAAAAUAUUAGGCGGUAUAUGCAUUUUAACGACAACACUUUAGAUUUACCUAGAGAUAAUCCAAAUCGUGACAGGGUUUUUAAAGUUCGGCCACUUAUUGACACACUCAAUAAAAAGUUUAGCUCUGUACCUAUCGAAGAAAACUUAUCAUUAGAUGAGCAAUUGUGUCCAACUAAAGCUGUAUCAUAUCUCAAACAGUAUCUCCCUCUGAAGCCUCAUAAAUGGGGGUACAAAUUAUUUGUUUUAUGUGGUGUUUCUGGCUACGGUUAUAACUUUGAAAUUUACACGGGAAAUGAAAAUAAGGAAGACGAACGAAUUAUACACAAUGAACCAGAUUUUGGAGCUACAGGCAACAUUGUUGUGAGAAUAACUAGAAUGGUACCGGAAAAUGUGCACCAUAAGUUAUUUUUCGAUAAUUACUACACCUCAUUACCAGUUAUGAUAUAUCUAGAAAAAAAAGGCAUUCACACAGUUGGCACAUUUAGACGUAAUCGUUUUCCAAACGUCUGUUUGACAGAUGAUCGUUUAUUGAUGAAAAAAGAUCGCGGAUAUUCUGAAGAGUGUUUCGCAGUGGUUGAAGAUGUCCCUAUUUCAGCUGUUGCAUGGAAAGACAACAAGGUAGUACACGUAUCCUCAACUUUUGUAGGUGAACUCGAAAAAAAUGUAGUGAGUAGAUUUGACAAAAAAAAAAAAAGACCACCGUUAUUGUACCUAGGCCGAAAAUCAUUGAAGUUUACAAUAAACAUAUGGGUGGGGUUGACCUUAUGGAUUCUAUGA